AUGGAAAAUAAAGGCUUCCUUCACAGCCUCGGAAACCAUAUCUACCUCGAGAAGCAAGACAAGCUGCGCGAUCUGGGAAUUAACCUCCAAACGUCACAGAUCAUCGUUGUAGGUGGGCAAUCAUCCGGCAAAAGCUCCCUCCUCGAGAGCUUGACAGGUUUCUCGCUGCCUCGAGGCCAGGGUUGCUGUACACGGUUCGCGACGCAAAUCACACUGCGCCGCCACCCGACCAAGAAGACUGUCAUCUCGAUCAUACCCAGAAGCAAUGCGGACCAGAAGCUAAGAGAAACGUUGAGAGCGUUCCGGCAUGAGCUCACUGAUUUUCGCCCGGAGGAUGUGGCUGGUGUCAUUGAAAAGGCCAACAUGGUGAUGGAAAUUAGAUCAGGGAUCAACAAGGACAUUCUCAGUCUCCCCAUGUUCAGCGAUGAUAUUCUCAAGAUUGAGAUUUCGAGCCCUGACGUGAGUGUCGUCUUGGCUGUAUUGUCCUGUCUUUCGGAUCCAGCAACCGAAGGAAUCCUUCAGUUUGCCAAAGUAGCCGACCCCAAAGGUGAGAGAACCGUUGGAGUUCUUACCAAAGCCGAUCUGGUAAAAGAAAAGGCCGUCCUUCAGUCGCUUUCCAACUUGGUGAUGGGCACAACUCUCAAGCUUGGUUACUUCGUUGUGCGGAACCGGGGUGCCGACGAAGACGAUCUGGAUAUAUCCCAAUGCAACAGGAAAGAAGUCGAACUUUUUGAGGAUCCACAAUGGAAGGAUAUUGCGAGCACCGGGCGUGUUGGAGUUGAUACCUUGAGGAAAGAGCUGCAGUCCCUCCUUACAGGGCUCGCCAAGCGCGAGUUACCGAAGCAAAAAGCUGAAGUCAUAAAGCGUCUGGCUGAUUGUGAGAAGAGAAGCAUCUCCUAUGGGCCGCCCAGGUCAACUCCAGCAGCUCAACGGGAGCAUUUGAUCAAGUUGGCGCUGAGGUUCGAGAGGUUGGUAAACGAUGCUCUCGAGGGCCUAUAUGGCAGGGAUGUCCUAUUUGGAGAGAAGCCUCCGCUGAAGCUCAUCACCAAGAUCAUUGAGCUCAACGAAGGAUUUUCUAACGCAAUCUGGAAGAAAGGUCAGACCUGGAACUUCAAAGGGAAGACGACGGAGAAGGACAAUGGCGCCGAAGCUGCCUACAUCAAACUGAUAAACGAGGCUUUCGACUGGGCAUCAACUUUUCCAGAAUUAUUGGAGUAUCGUCAUCCCAACAUUGUUUCUUUCAAGAACCCACAAAACGACAUCAUGGCCUUCAUUGGAGAGUGUUACUCGGCAAGUCGUGGACCAGAACUGGGAUCGUUUGGCGGGUCGGUGUUGACAAUGGCAUUUCAAGCCCAAGCGACGAGCUGGGAUGAAGCCGCAACUCGUCAUGUCAAGGGGGCUGUCUUGGUUAUCCAUCGGUUCCUAUACACGCUUCUGGAGGUUCUAGUAGCGGAUCAGAGAAUGCGCGAGGAGUUAUGGUCAUCUCUCCAAGAUGAUCUGCUGAAGGGUUAUCGACGGGCAUGCGACCACGCCAAGUUCGUCAUCAACACGGAGCUUAACGGUCGUCCGGUAACCUACAACCAUUAUUUCAACGACAACCUCCAGAGAGCUAGGCUGGGCCGCCAAAGGUCCAUUCUCCAGGGAUUGGACGCGAAUGGUCCAAAUACGAAGGUCGAUCUCUCCAAGGUGCAGGCUUUGAUGACGAGCGCGGUGGAAAACAAAUCCAAUGCUGAGCAGGUCAAGGAGGACAUCCAUGACAUACUCAAAAGCUACUAUAAGGUCGCCCGGAAGAGGUUCGUUGAUAACAUUUGCCAGCAGGCAAUCAAUCAUUUCCUCCUCGACGGCGAUCAAAGUCCUGUCAAGAUAUUCACGGCGAAUUGGGUAGCCAAGCUAAACGAUCGUCAACUUAAUAGCAUCGCCGGCGAGGAUGCUACUACGACAACGGCGAGACAGAGGCUGGAAACGGAGAUUGAAGGCCUGAAAAAGGCUUUGGAGGUAUUACGGUAUUGA
Neurospora tetrasperma FGSC 2508 is the source of this 2010-nucleotide messenger RNA. RefSeq lists its product as uncharacterized. The record is from RefSeq and is a predicted model, not a curated record. Gene Ontology annotation, cellular component: membrane; microtubule; cytoplasm. The transcript is spliced from 7 exons. NCBI's taxonomy places the organism in Eukaryota, Fungi, Ascomycota, Sordariomycetes, Sordariales, Sordariaceae. Gene Ontology annotation, molecular function: microtubule binding; GTP binding; GTPase activity. Bases 1 to 2010 code for a protein of 669 amino acids.